AUGGAGGUGGGAGGUAAGAGGAGCUGGGAUGGGCCGCUGCAAGGCACGAAGGGACCGUGUGAAGUCAGAUGCGAUUUGAUGCGACGGUCUACGGUCAGGGUCCAUCACCGCGCUUGCGACUCUCUCCCCCAUUCCGGAUCCUCCUCUUCCCGCCCAAGUUCACUUUCGCCGCAAGGCCAGCAUCUUUCAUUCUCCCAAUCCUCUACUGACGAUCGCCUUCUUUCGCGCCUGACCGGCGUUAUUAUCGCUGCGUGCAUUCCCCCAUCCCCUUGUGCAUCGUCUAAUCCCAGAUAUGCACGCAGCACUCGAGUUAGGAUGAGUAGGUUUGACUCUGCCCUUGGCCGAGAUUGCAUUAUGGCCCUGCCUUCCCCGACGUCCACUCACUUGCACCCUCAAUACGAGAUUCACGUAUUAUUUUCCAGCUAUGGAACCCUUCGCUGACAACAUCUCGCGUCUCUAUAGCUGUGCCCUCGCCCCCGGACGGGAGGCCGUAUAACAUCUCUACCAACAUCUCUCCCAUUUACAGCGAUCCUAACCAGAGCCCGCCGCCCGAACCCUUGCUCGUUGCGCCGCCCACCGCCCCUUUUCCCACCACGACCUCAGCCGGAGCCCCGGCGUCGCGCGAUCCCAGUGUUACGAGGGGUCGAGCGCUGAGCGCGACGAGUCCUCGCAAUGCCUCACCGAGAGGCACCACGCCCGGCUCUACCACCGCGCGACCGAAACAGAGCAUCGACAUAGAGCGCAAACCGAGCCUCUCCUACGGCCAUCAUCGAAACACCUCGAUCGUGCAUGGGGUACAGCACUCGCGCAAUCCGAGCCUGCUGGCCUCCGCCAACAGCGGUCCGUUGAGUCCUGGCAAGAUUCUGGCAGCCAAUCUACCCGAUUCUGCGGCCUUCAACGGUUCUGCUGCAAGCUUGGUGAAGAGCCCUUCGAUGUCGACUUUGCAUACGAAUGGUGUGCCCAAUCCCGCGGCCAUGUCUGUGAAUAGGAGUUUUGAGAAUGGAGUCUCGGCGCAGAGAGGGCCGGCGAGGAUGCACAGUGGAAGGGUGAAGAGGAGCCAUGAACAUCAGCGAUCGCAGAGUAGAGCGCAAGCAGCAGGACAGGCACCGGCACAAGAUUUGAAGACGGUAGGAGAAUAUGCGCUGCAUCAUCUGUUCACGUCGUUUAUCGCGGAGGCAGAUGAGAGAAUCGAGAGGUGUAUGCAGAAACCUGGCGAGCCGGACCCGCGCAUCGAGAAUAUAUGUGGACCGGGCGCGGAUCCUGCGUUCGAUCAAUUGAUCUCUUCUCUCGGACACAUCAAUCGCCACAAGCCGAAUUCGCUGAUUGAUUCGGUGAUUCAUUGGCGCAAGAAGAAGGCGGACAUCGCGAACAACCUGUACAAUGAGCUGAAGGCGGCAAGAGAUGCAAAUGGAAUCACUCAGCGCGGCAUUGCGAACGGCGCAUACUCUGCCCCGACUUCGCCUCCGAGUGGAAACGAUAUCCUGCUGAUGGAGCACAAUGUGGCAACGGCUGAUCGGAGGUCGACCGUGUCGAUUUACAUUCUGUGCCGGGUCUUGAUUGAGAUUAUUGGGCAGACGACUGUCAAGGCGUUGAAUGGACCGGACAACAGCUUGAACACCGCGGGACGACUCGAGGAUGUCAUCUACGGACAAUUACAGAGCGCCGAUCCCGAUUUGCUUGCGACUUCGCCUGUUAUCCGCGCCAAUUGGAUAAUUCGGGGACAAUUGCUAGGAGUCAUGAGCGGUCUCAGAUUCGAGGAGGUGUCGGAACGAUUUAUUAGGGAUCUGGAGGCUGCGCAGAAGAAGCUGGCCGUCAAGGGCGUGGCGGAUGCUAAACUGGCCUCCAGGACAGCUCUGCUCGUCCAGAGUAUGCGAUGGCUCAAGGUGCGAUUCCAGCCCGAAGAAGCCUGGGAGAAGUCCUGCGACAUGCUCAAGCUCUUGGCAAAGUUCUUCGCGGAGGUGCAUGGGAGGACCAUGAAGCACGCAUAUGCCAAUCUGUUUGAGCAUCUAUUGCUUCCAGUCGCUGCUUCCGCGACUACUGAGUUGAACAUGCCCAAAUGGAGGGAAGUCGUGGCCAUCGUACAACCCAAGAUCACGCAGAUGCUGUCCAAGGCCGAUCACUGGACAUAUGUGUAUCCACUACAAGCGGUGUUGCUGUGUGCUUCUCCGCCUGACGCUUUCGCGACGCAGUGGUUGCAGUUGGUCGUCAACUUUCAGCCCAAGCAGAGAGACCUGGCUGGCCGAUCGCAUGCACUGAAGGCAACCUGUCGGUUGGUUUGGCGAUAUUUGUACCGGCACCAGGAGUCGCCAAAUCAUGUACUCAGGAAGCUGGAUGAGAUUGUGAAGCUCGUGUUCCAGGGAGGCAAGAGGAUGAUCUCCACCAUGCCAGUUAUUGCAGAUCCGCUCAUUCAACUGAUUCGCAUCAUCGGAUACAAGCACCAGGACUUCUGCUUUAGGAGCAUCAUCUUUCCGCUGAUGAACUCGGACUUGUUCUCUGGACCGGAAAAGGAUUUGAAGAUUGAGAACUUAGACCCUGAGAAGACUGUUAUCGCCAUCCGAGCAUUUCUCGCCAUCAUGUCAGAUCUUGAGAGAUCGGAACCUCCCCCGUUUCCUGUACGUUUUGAGUGCGAUGCACUCCUGGAUCCAUCCUCACGAACGCCCAUCACGCACCGCAGGACGCGCUCACAGGGCUUCGCUGUGUCUGCGGGUCGGACAGAGCGCCUUUCACGACCUGUAAUUACUACGAAUCUUAAUGACGUCGCCAGAGACUAUUAUGUCAAAUUUUGCAAGAUCCUAGGUCAGUUGACCAUCAUUUGCGACAACACCUUCGGGGGACAGGCUGUCCUUGACGAGAAGCUCUCCUCGCAUACGCCGAAAACGCCCAUGGUCGAAGCCUUCACAUUUAGCAAGAGAGACGAUCUGAUGAACCCAAACGACCUGCGACAAAAUUAUUACGACCUGCUGCAUGUGGCUGUUGAGGCUCUUCCGAGGUGUUUGUCGCCACACUUACCUAUCAACUCUCUGGUCAAUCUAUUGUGUACAGGAACGGCGCAUGUACAAUCGCACGUCGCUACUUCGUCUGCUCAGUCUUUGAAGUCGAUUGCGCGGCAGUCGCAUGCACAGCAGGUGACGAUCGGUUUCGCACGCUUCAUCUUCAAUUUUGACGAUCGAUAUGCCACUGUGUCGGACGGUAGCUUGCUUGGGCCUGGCCACAUUGAAAACACCUUGCAGCUUUACGUCGAGCUGCUUCAAAUUUGGAUCGACGACAUCCAGCAGCGCACGCGUAAAGUCGCGGCGGAUCCCAAUGACGAGGAGGAACAUGGCCAUCGGCCUCUGCCUCUCGAUCUGUCUGGCAUCCUGGCUCAUGUAGACGAGGUCGAAUCACACGGUCUCUUCUUCCUCUGUUCGCCCUCCCGAGCUGUUCGUGCGGUUGCAGUCAAAGUCCUACGCCUGAUCACGAAGUUCGAUACAGCGCUUGGCAAGCCUUGUACGCGUAUCAUCAGCAUACUGGAAGGCAGUUCACAGCAAGUGAUCGAUGUCGAUGACGAGCGACUCUCACUCGCUGAGCGAAGUCGACUUCAGAAGGGUUUGCGCAAGAGCAAUGUCAACAGCACUCUGGUCGAGCUGUGUAGUAGUGAUGCUGCUCAUGAUGCAAAUCUUUGGUUCAAGGUAUUUCCAAAUCUGGUUCGCCUGAGUUCUGAGAUCUGUCUGCAUGCGGUCGCUUUGACGCGGGAGCUUGUCUGUCAGAGACUCUCGCACAGCUAUCGUGUGAUGCAGGCAUUGAGCGAAGGCUCAAAGCAGACAACGACUGCACUCGAGCAGGCCUUCACGAGCAAACCGUCAACACGCCUUACGAGCACCUCGCCAGAGAUUGUUGUCGAGCAAUGGAAGAUCCAUCUCAUUUUUGCCUGCACGACUUUGACCAACAUAGGAGGCGCACCAACGCAUCUACCAGUCUCUAGCCAGAGCUCGCAGCAUACUCGCAAGAGUUCCAAGUCCUCAGCAACAAGUCAGGAAAAGAUCGCUUCAGCCACGGAGCUCUUCUCAAGAGUGGUGCCGUUCCUAUCCUCACCGAAUGAGUUGAUUCGUGCAGCUGCUGUGGCUGGACUUGGAGCAACGAACGCGACGCUUUUCCAGACACUACUCGAGACACUGCAGCCUUUCGUUGCACAGUGUACCGCAGAAGCUAAGGAACGCCUGGCAGCGCAUCAACGCAGCGGCAGUACGCCACGCAGAAGUCAGAGGACGGACUACCUGCGGACAGAGAUCACUCAUCUACUUAGUUUGACUGUGGCCCUCCUGCAGGAUGAGAAGAUUGCCAGCGAGUCCUAUGUGAUGUCGUACAUGCACGACUAUGUCAAGCAUUUGCGCAUCUUCCUCAGCGACACCGAAAUCCAGGGGGAUCUCCACUUCCAGACUUUGAGAAAGCAUUUCUGUGCGCUUGUGGAGGGAUUGUAUGACUGCAUUCGCAAACUCAAAGACGGUUCGCAGUGGAUGUCCUUCCAGUCAAGACAGGCGACGUUUGCGCUCAUGGAGAAUUGGUGCGGCUUCUCACCGAAUGAAGGCCAGAUUCGCAGACAGCAAGAACAUGUUCGAAGAUCGGUACUUGAGCGUGAGGGCGAUAUCCGAGCUCGCGGCGCGAUUAGUUCUAAGAUGGAGAAGGAGAAGAUGGAAUUGCAAUUUGCUGCAUUGGGCGCAAUGGCUACUCUAUGCGCCGGGCCUUUGAGAUUCAUUGCGGACAACCGCGUCUUGAUGCAAUUCGACGUCCGCAGGCUGCUGGCUUGGAUUCACGCCAUCUUCGAGGCUCCGAGCGACCGUACUCAUACCGUUGGAAGGAAGGCCUUGCAGAACCUCAUCGUCCACAACCUCGAUCAACCGUACCUGAUGACCAAGACAAUGCGCAUGUGCUAUAUUGCUCGCGUGCCGAAAGCACUGGGAAGCUACUUCGAGGUCGUCACGAAGGUGCUCACAGAGAACACCAAGGUGACCAUACCGUUCUGGAAGAUUGUUUGCGCUGGGUUAUACACUCUGGGGAACGAAUCCAGCGAUAUUCGCAUGAAAUCAAUACGACUGUUGCGCACGCUGGAAGAGCGCUCGGGAAAGACAUCGAAGCUGCAGGAUUUGGACAUCAGCGUUUCUGACAAGACGACCGCAGUGUACAAGCUUGCGCAGUUUGAGAUUUCGAGACGCUUGGCAAGUCUGCACCCCGAGCUGGCCUUCCAUGUGUUCUCUGAGUUCUCCGCAUAUUUCAAUGAUCUGCAGCCGGACCAUCAGCGGAAUAUGGUCUCUGGCAUGCUGCCCUGGAUACAAGCGAUUGAGCUUCAGCUAGACCCGAACGGCCUCGGGCCCACUGCGAGCUCCUACAUGCUGCUUGUCAACCUCUUCGAGAUUACGGUGAGGAGUAGCAUUACGCUUCACAACGAGAUCCAAGCCCUGUGGCAGGCACUUGCCACUGGUCCGUAUGGUGGCAAUGUGCAGCUUGUGCUCGACUUCAUCAUCCAGAUUUGCCUUGACAAGAAAGAGCAGAACUUUGUCAUCUUUGCAAAGCAGAUUGUGGUCUUCUUGUCGAAGACGCCGGCUGGAGCGCGGGUCGUUGAGUAUCUCUUGAUGGAGAUCCGACCAAAGACUAUGGUCGCUGAGCGGCGCGAGCCGGUCCAAGCUCCGUCCGAUACUGCGGGUUUGCCGUACAUUGCAGACCUGUCAGACGUUCUUCCGAGUGGAGCGAAGCAGAGUGGCCUUUCUCUUGGCCAGCUGAGCAUGAUUUUGCUGGUGGAUCUGGUGGUUUCGCCCUUCUCACUCCCACCUGACAAGGUUCCCGUACUGCUAAAUGUCAUUCUUGUGCAGUGGGAUCAGUACGUCAGCGUCGUUCAGGACCACGCGAGAGAGAUGCUGGUUCACCUUAUCCACGAGCUGGUCAUCUCGAAGAUUGAACCUGAUAGCAGUGAGCCCAACAAGAAAUCGCUGGAGGAUUUUAUCGAGUAUGUACGCCGACACGAUCCGAAGAUUGCUUGGAGCUACGGAGACAGCGAAGUUCGUGCUGGUGAAGAGUCCAGCAGAGCUGUCUCAGAACCCAUGGCAUAUGUGGUGGACGAAGUCGUCCGUAUCUUCUCCCUGACCUAUCCAAGCAUUCGCGAGGAUUGGGGCAAGGUUACGAUGGAAUGGGCUACUUCAUGCGCCGUACGGCAUGUAGCUUGCAGGAGCUUCCAGAUCUUUCGCUGUGUAUCAACCACGCUGGACCAAAAGAUGUUGGCCGAUAUGCUUGCGCGACUUUCGAAUACCAUUGCCGACGACGAGAACCAUGAUUACUUGGUCUUCUCACUAGAGAUCUUGACAACAUUACGACAUAUCAUCGAAUCACUAGACCCGCUCAAUCUCCUGGCUUAUCCGCAAAUGUUCUGGACAACGUGCGCUUGCCUGGACACAAUCUUUGAGAGCGAGUUCCGGGAGGGGCUCAGCAUGCUCAACCUACUCUUGACAAAGAUGGACCUCAGCGAUCCUGCUGUGUUGAAGAUUGUGAGAGAGAGCCAGCCGGCGAAGUGGGAAGGUGGCUUCAAUGGCGUGCAUGCGCUGAUUUACAAAGGCAUGCGGUCAGACCAGUCCAUGGACCGCUCACUGAUGAUCAUGGAACGACUGAUCAAGCUUCCGUCAAGCCAUAUUGUUGGGAGUGAUGAGCGGUUGCUUUUCACGGUCUUGGCCAACCUGCCACGAUAUCUGCACUACUUCGAUGACGACGGUGAUCCGGAAUGCUUGGAGUCAGCCGAGAUUUUGGCCUAUGCUGCCGAGAGCCAGAAUCACGUCAAUCUUGCGCGUGUGCUUCAAGGUCUUGCGCAGGGCAAAUACCGGACUGAUAAGGACUUCGUUGGUGGGUGCAUCAUGGCAAUUCGGACAACCUUCUUCCCAGCGCAGGAAUUUAACAGCCUGGUGUUUCUGCUUGGUAUGGUGAACAACGCCGCUCCGUGGUUCAAGGUGAAAACGAUGCAGAUACUCUGUGUCAUGAUUCCAGACAUUGACAUGCGCAAGCCCGAGAUUGCAUGCCAAGGACCUGAUCUCAUCUCGCCUUUGCUACGUUUGCUACAGACGGAGCACUGCCAGCAAGCUCUGGAUGUCUUGGAUAAUGUUAUUGACAUGACAGGAACACCGCUCGACAACAAGCAUCUGCGCAUGAGUAUGGCCGGAUCGCAUUCUAGCCGCGCGACAAGGAAGGAAUACGACACCACAAAGAGCUUGUAUGGUAUCCCAGAGGAGUCUGGCUGGUCUAUACCGAUGCCUGCCAUUCAUUCAGCACACACGAGGACAAAUGUACAUGCCGUAUUCUUGUCCACAGUCGGGGGCAUUGGCGGCAUACAAGAUGCUGGUACAGCCACAACGCCGGAGAUCGAGUUCCACAGGGACGAAUUCCAGUACGAUACAUACUUCACGGACCGCACUGCGACCAUGACAUCGGAUGACACGAGAGUCGCAGACUCCAACAUGGGCGAGCUUGCUGAGAAGCUUGACACUUUCGACGACUUCUUCGAGGACCCUGCGGAGACUCCAUCACUGCACUCAAACGGCAUCAUGCGAUAUUCCGAACACGAGCGGGAGAAUCUGUAUGAUCAGCAAGCCCUUCCAAUCUUGCAUCGCUCCCUCAAGCGCAACGCAAGCAUCACAUCCUUCCAGAAUGGCUUCGCCGAGCUACGCUACCAACCUCCUCGCGAGCAGCCAAUGAAUCCUGGUGCCUUUGCCCAAUCCGCCGUCCUCACACUUCGCCCAGGCUUGCACAAUCGCUCCAUCACAUCGCCCACCUACUCCACCAAGAGCCCAUCGCAUCUGCAACACGAUUUCACUUCCGGCGAUGAGACGGGCGAUGAACCGGAACCUUUCUCCGACGGCGAUGACCUCGACGUACCCAUUAGUCGCGCUCAUACCACCGAGGAGACAUCCGCACCUUCCCAGUAUACUACCCUCAGACCUAGUGGAGGGUUCAAAGCGCUCAAGUCAGGGAUCCGGAGGUUGACGAGUAGUAGUGGUAGUAGGGAGGCGAGGGACCACUUGAGGGCGCAAGCUGCUUCUGGUAAGGGUCCGAAGGUUCCUAAGAUGCCUGCCAUGCCGGCGAACUAUCGGAUUGAUGCUGCGCCCUUUAGCGCGGAGCCUUGA
This is a messenger RNA of Lecanosticta acicola, 8135 nucleotides long. The record is from the annotation of a GenBank genome assembly. NCBI's taxonomy places the organism in Eukaryota, Fungi, Ascomycota, Dothideomycetes, Mycosphaerellales, Mycosphaerellaceae.